Messenger RNA from Microthlaspi erraticum, 642 nucleotides. The record is from the annotation of a GenBank genome assembly. NCBI's taxonomy places the organism in Eukaryota, Viridiplantae, Streptophyta, Magnoliopsida, Brassicales, Brassicaceae.
AUGAACGUCAUCUACUAUGCAAGCAGAACGCUAGACGAUGCUCAAACCCGUUACACGACAACCGAGAAGGAAUUACUAGCCGUGGUGUUUGCUUUUGACAAGUUCAGGAGCUACAUUGUGGGCUCAAAGGUCAUAGUUCACACUGAUCACGCAGCUCUCAAGUAUCUCUACACCAAGAAAGAUGCUAAACCGAGGCUGAUUAGAUGGGUUCUCUUGCUUCAAGAGUUCGAUAUCGAGAUAGUGGACACCGAGAAUGAGGAUCGAAGAGAGAUGGAAGUUCCAAGUGGAUGGAGUGGAUACCAGAGAAAGAAGUUCUUCAAAGAUGUGGUUCACUACUAUUGGGAUGAACCCUAUUUGUUCAGAAAAGGGAAUGAUAACUUGUUCAGAAGAUGUGUAGCUAAAGAAGAGGUUGAAGGGAUUCUUGUUCCAUUGCCAUGGUCAAGCUAUGGAGGCCAUUUUGCGGUUUUCAAAACGGUCCAGAAGGUGUUACAAGCAGGUUUUUGGUGGCCAAGUAUGUUCAAAGAUGCACAUGCCUUCAUCUCUAAGUGUGAGGCUUGUCAAAAGGCAGGGAACAUCACGGCAGGAACGAGAUGCCUCAGAAUCCUAUCUUGGAAGUUGAAGUGUUUGACGUAUGGGGAAUAG